UCAGUCACUUUUGGUACAAUGUCUGCGACCACUUUUCGAUAAUGUGCUGCACUGGACCGCCUGAUGGAGUUUCUCGCUCUCCGUCACCUAUAGACUCGUGUCGGUUUAAAACCGACUCCUCUGGGUGAACGCGGUCGAUUUUCGUCACGUUGAACUUGGCCGACAAUUCCAUCAACUGCGUGGUACCCUUGAUGUUGCUGAUGGGCCACCAUUCUGGACAUGACCGCCGCCGAGGCGAACGGCGACGCCAACGUCGACACCAAAGCGGAAGGCGUGGAGGAAACAUCCGCGACCGCGACGGACGCCUCCCACAAGGAACGUGCGUCCCCCUUUUGUUGGGUUCCGAAAGGCACCCCGUGUCAAUUUUGCGUCGCCACAGUCGAGCAGAACCAACUCGAGGUUUACGAAAAUAGAGAUUCCGUCGUUGAUCAGCUUCCAAGUGGAAGCAAAAAGGAAGACAUUUUAAUGAGUAGCGCGUCGAAGCAAGAGCCUUCCACCUUUGUUUUUCAGGAACAUACAGCCAAUCGUACAGAGCAUCUCUUGGAGUCGACUCUGCUGCGUCUAACGAAAGGGAUUCCGAAUAAAGAGCUUCGAUUGAUUAUUUCAGAGUCUGACGACAUUGAACAGGGUCUGCUUAAAGACAUUGAAAUUUUGGAAAAAGCACUGGAAGGCAAGGAGGUCGAUGAUACCGUUGUAGACGAACUUUUGGAGUCCCUCUUGACACCCAUGGAAAGCUCCUGGACUGCGCCGGCUCUACUAGGAAGACUUCGCGGAGAAUUAGCCAUUCCAAGCAUUUUAAGCGUCAAAGGAAACGUUCCAGCGCCUCCACAAUCCCGAACCGAACAUCCAAGCGCCUUGGUGGAAGUGACGAAACAUCCGCUUUAUCUUCAGGAGCACUCAAGCCCUGCGCCCCUCCUGGUCGUUUGGAAAAGAAUUUUUACCAAUAAAGAUAAAACUCUUUGGGCCCCAUUAGCUGCUUUGGUGUUCAAAAAGGCCGUACGAGCAGAGGAAGCACCGGGAUACACAGACCGUAUUUCCUUUCCCAUGGAUCUGGGCCUGAUCCGCAAGAUGAUCGUCGCUCGCAAAAUUGUUUCGCUGGCAGAUUUGCACAAAUACGUUGGUCUGAUAAGCCACAAUUGCGUCAAAUACAAUGGGCGAGACACUGACUACGGAAUUGUUGCGAGAGACUUUGAGGCCAUGGUGGACGAACAAAUUCGGAUCGCAGUAGAAACUCAAGCCAAGGCAACAACUAUUCCUAUCGAGUCUCAGUCAAGCCUGGUAAAAACAAAAGAUAACGACGGGAACAAGGACGCGGAGGAGGGUGUCGCCAGCGAUACUGCCGAAAAAAGAAUAGAAAGCGAAUCCACAGUAGAGACCAAGUUAUAGCAUAGUGUAGAUGGCUUUGCGUCCGCUCGUCACAGGCUUGUGCUGGCAUUUUCCGGUAUCGUGCCGCUUUAGCUCUGCUUCUUUGCCAACCUAUUGAGUCGAAAAAAAAAACUUCCAACACUUUGUGUGUCAGCUUCAGAAAUAAUCUAUGGCCAAACGUUAGGAGAGGAAGGGACUAUGAGUGUGAUGUAUUCUGUGGUGUUUCAUACACCCGCUUGUUGGACCACCAUGUCGGUCACAUGCCGAGCACCGCGAUCCUGACCUGCUGCUAGGAACAUAAAUGGAGACGCGCUUUCCGUGGGUAUCGGAUGCUUCUUGAACGAAGUCAAAAACAGAAAUUCAAUCGUCAACGGACGACUUUGAAAUCUCGUUAAAUGACUGGUGUCGAACUUGAAUUUACAGCCAGAAAGUUUGUUCCAAACUUCCCAAAGCGAUAAACUCGACCUUGAUGGUCGUCGCAGUAUCUGAAAUUGUGGAGUGAGGAAUUGAGAAUCCAUUAUGUUGUUGUUGUAAGGGUUAUCGAGUCUAGAGAGAGAAAAUCACUUCAGAUUCAGUCACCGGGUCGGAAUACAGCCGGUAAGGUCCUUUUGAUCAAAUCUCCUUAUUAUGGAUGUACAGUUAUAAUAGG
This is a messenger RNA of Phaeodactylum tricornutum CCAP 1055/1, 2014 nucleotides long. RefSeq lists its product with no specific name. The record is from RefSeq and is a predicted model, not a curated record. Bases 220 to 1386 code for a protein of 388 amino acids. Gene Ontology annotation, cellular component: NuA4 histone acetyltransferase complex. Lineage: Eukaryota; Bacillariophyta; Bacillariophyceae; Surirellales; Neidiaceae. Gene Ontology annotation, molecular function: protein binding. The transcript has 5 exons.